AAGGGUAGCAACAAGAGAUAGGGAGAGCGAGUCUCCCCCGGAGGGAUAGCUAGAGUAACAGAAAUUCGAUUUCUUUUUUGUCAGCUGGAGAGCAUUAUGGGAAUCGUCAAUAUGCUUAAGAUCAGUGGAACGUUUAUUGCGAUGUUAGCCGUGGUGCGUUCGGAACCUCCGGUUAAUUCGUAUCUACCUCCAGGACCGGGCACCUCUGGUGCGAAUGGCGGUCGGACCGACCUGUCCACCCAGUACGGAGCGCCGGAUUUCAAUAACAGAGGUGAUGUUAAUGGAAACAGUGGCACAACAAGUUUCGGAGGACCCAGCGCAGGUAAUGGUCCGUCAAAACUUUACGACGUACCCAUCAGAGGAAGUGCCGGCGGAAAUGGUUUAGGUCAGUUUCGAGGAAAUGGAUUUGAGGGUGGACAACCUUCUAGCUCUUACGGCGCUCCUAACGGUUUUGGUGAAAACCGUGGCAACGGAAGAAAACCGUCGACUAGCUAUGGCGUUCCCGACUCAAGUGGGAAUAACAGGAAUGGUUUCGGAAAUGGAGGUAGCGAAGGAAGACCAUCCACUAGUUACGGACUUCCUGAUGCAAGUAGGAACAACGGCGGUGGUUUUGGAAAUGUAGGCAAUGAAGACAAACCGUCGAUUAAUUACGGCAUUCCCGGCGCAAAUGGAAACAAAGAGGGUGGUUUCGGAAAUGUAGGUAACGGAGGAAGACCAUCGACUAGCUACGGUGUUCCCGGUGCGAAUGGGAACCAAGGUGGUUUUGGAAGCGGAGGUAGGCCAUCGACUAGCUACGGUAUUCCCGAUGCGAGAGGUAACAAAGGGGGUGGUUUCGGAAACGGAGAUAUCGGAGGAAGACCGUCGACUAAUUAUGACGUUCUCGGAGCGAACGGAAACCACGGGGGCGGAAACGGUGGCAACGGAAGGCCCUCGAGUAAUUACGGCGUACCUGGAGCAAAUGGAAAUACGAAUGGUAAAGGUCACUUGAAUGGAAAUAAUGGCGGAGGAUCAUCGAAUAACUAUGGAUCUCCGAAUGGAUUCGGUAAAGGUUUAUCAACCAGUUACGGUCCACCUAAUAGAGGUGGAAAUGAUAAUCAUUAUCCAUCGGGAGACUCAAAUAGAGGAAGUUUUGUAAACGGUGGAAUUAACGGCUAUCCAUCUGGAAGUCCAAAUGGAAACGCAGGAAAUUUUGGGCACGGUGAUGAAAGUUUUGGCAGAGGGGGACAAGGAAGAGGAAGAAGUACUGGCGAGGGUUAUAAUGCCAACGCGCAAGAAGAAAGUACUGAACCGGCAAAGUACGAGUUUUCAUAUAAAGUGAAGGAUCAGCAAACCGGCAGCGAUUACAGUCACACGGAGACUAGAGACGGUGACCAUGCUCAAGGCGAGUUCAACGUUUUGCUUCCAGAUGGUAGGAAGCAGAUUGUUGAGUAUGAGGCUGAUCAGGAUGGAUUUAAACCGCAAAUUAGAUACGAGGGCGAAGCGAAUGCCGACGGAGGAUAUGGCUCCGGCGGACUGAAUGAUAACAAUGACGGUUAUUCUUCUGGUCGACCGGGUAGCGAAAGCGGUGGCUUUGCGAAUAACUCAGGAUUUAAUGGAGGCAGUAGUAACGGUGGUUAUCCAAGUGGUGGCCCCGGCGAGGGAAAGCUCGGUGGAUUUAAUAGCGGAGGCAGCAGCGGUUAUCAGUCGGGAAGACCAGCAGGACAAUCCUUUGGUCGAGAUAAUACUGGUGAUUUGAGCAAUGAUAUCGGCGGCUACUUUUCUAAUUCUCCUAACAACAACAUUGGCGGCAGUGACAAUGCGAAUGGUGGAAGUAAUAGACAAAACGGUGGUAAUAGUGGAUAUCAAUAUUAAAAGAACACAUAAUUCAAUAGAUUUAGAGACUACAACUAUUUUGGAUAAUUUUGCAUAAA
Molecule: messenger RNA, 1910 nt
Organism: Trachymyrmex cornetzi
Lineage: Eukaryota; Metazoa; Arthropoda; Insecta; Hymenoptera; Formicidae
Product: pro-resilin
Exons: 4
Coding region: 97-1851 (584 amino acids)
Cellular component (GO): extracellular matrix
Source: RefSeq, a predicted model, not a curated record